Messenger RNA from Thlaspi arvense, 4372 nucleotides. NCBI's taxonomy places the organism in Eukaryota, Viridiplantae, Streptophyta, Magnoliopsida, Brassicales, Brassicaceae. The record is from the annotation of a GenBank genome assembly.
CCGACUCCUCCUCUAUGCCUUUUUCUUGUCAAAUCUCUGUAGCUUUUAUGCUCACUGAAAUUUAGGGUUUAAGGUUUUCGAAUUUCAUUUUUUCGAAUUUGGUUCUCUCUCGUUGCUCAGCAUCUGUAUAAUGUCGAUGAAUUUUCCGUUUAUGUAAGAUUUCGUUCGAGGAUCGGAGGAGUUCUCCAACAAUGGCGGCCAAUGUUCCACCUGAGCUGGCUUCAGGAAACCCUUGCUGCCUCGCGUGGCAAGAGAAGUACAUAGCCAUGAAGAAGAGGCGUGAUUACUGUAAACAAGCGAUAGAUAUUCUCCAGCAGGCCAUGGAGAAAGCCAAUGUCGAGAAAAAACUUGUGGAGGCUGACAGAGACACUAAGGGAAUUGAUUCUGCGGUGAAAGCAUCUAUGGAGAAAGAAAUCUCUGAUCUGAAAUCUGAGGUAUUGUCUUUGCAACAAAGGUUGGCGCAAAACCUUAAAAAGAAAAGUGAAGAAACAAAGCUUAUUAAGGAUAAAGCUUCUAGUAGAGAAAAAGAGAUCAGUGAGCUGAAGGACCUCCUUAAGAAAGAAACAUUGAGGGCUGAUAAUUCUGAAGAAGAGAGGGAAAAGGUUUGUAAAGAAUUGAACAAGACAAAGGCUGCAAUGGUAAAAUAUGAGGAUAUCAAGCCAGAAUUUCCUGAACUGAAGAAGGAAAUAAGUCUGAUUAAAAGUAUUCUUGCAAGCGAGAGGCAGAAGACAGAGUCAGAGAGGGAGAAAGCAGAUUCAGAAAAAAAGAAAGCUGAUCAGUAUCUUUCGGAUUUGCGUAUGGUGACCUCAAAUCUUGAGACUGUUAAAAAGCAGCUUGAGUUGGAAAAACAAAAGACACUGAAAGAGAGAAAACGUGCAGAGAUGGAGAGUGGAAAAGCUAGGGAACAUAUAAAGCUGGCAGAAGAGUUGUCUAAGAAGUUUGAGAUUAUUAGAGCUAGAAAUGAAGAGCUCAAGAAAGAUGCAGAAUUGCAGAGCGCUAGUAGCAAAGUAAAAUCUGCUGAAAACUCAGCAAAACUGGAAGAGAAGACAAAGCUCCUUGAGAUGAAUAAGAAAACCGCGAUGGAAUGGAAGUCUCGUGCUGAUGAUCUGACUCAGCAGUUAAGAGAAGCACAGCUAGUGACUGAGGGUUUGAAAAAACAGUUGCAUGAGCUUUCACUUUCCCAGAAAUCCACCGAGAGUCGUUCUGUUCCUCCUCAUAAAGUCGGAGAUCUGGAAAAGGCUAAAGUGAGGCUUUUGAAAAAAGAGCUGAACUUGGAGAAGAAAAGUGCAAAGCAUUUUAAAAAAGUGGCUGAGUUUGAAAAAUCUCGAAGGGAAAUUCAGGAGGAAGAGAUAGGUCGGUUGAAACUGGAGUUCGGUAGUAUGACAAAUCGCUUGAAUUUACUGGGUGAGUAUCCUUCAAGAGGCGUUGAAGAUACAGCUGGUCUUGCAAAGGCGAAGGGAUGCAUGAAACUGCCGAUGCUACAAUCCCAGAAGAACCGUGAUGGUGAAGAGCAUUCUGACGCAAGACGCCAUUUGGUAGCCAGCCCUGGUUCUCAGGACCAGGCUCGCAAGUUUGCUGCCCAGUUAAUUCCUAUAUCUGGACGGGGCGUGAGUGAGUCUGUCUCAGGUACUACUUCUCAAUUGGAUUCUCUUACUGGAGGGUCUAGAGAAUUACAGAUUUCUGGAGUAAUUUCCAGCGCAACAUCUUUUUCUGAUGGGCAGUCACUGGCCUCACAGGGAAAAGAGCAGUUAUCUGUCACUACUUCAGCAGAAGUAGCUAAAGAUAAACUGAAUAUCCAACCAACAGAAUCAAGUAUGUUGAAGAAAGUUGAUACCAGGAAAAAUGGAAAUCUCUGUUUGGUGGCUGAGAACUCUCUUCAAAGUCGCCAGAGAGAUAGUCAUGAGGUAGAGCAUCCUCGAAAAAGAAAAAGAAUGUCAGAGGCAGUUGAGUCUCGGAAGCAUCUGUUAUCUGAUGAUAAAAAUAAAAAGUUACAGAUUGGAGACAAGCUGAGCACCUUGCAGUCUAUGGUAGUAGAAACUGGGUAUAGGCCUUUAGAAAAGGAAGAAACCUUGGUCCCUGAUAUGCAAGGCGGCUCCUCUGGAAACUGCAUUACAACUUCCAAGAAAAGAAAGGUUCCUUGUGAGAAGAAGACAAUUAUGCCGACUUCUCUUGAGUUUAACCUGUCAGCCGAGACAGGUGACAAAGCUGGAAGUACACAGGUGGCUGAGAAAACUAUGUCCGUCUCUACUGCUAAAGGACAUGAUGCGGCUACAUUAUUUCUGGAGGACGUUAUUGCUACGGAUUAUAUGAAGUUGCUGGAGUUGGAUACACCGGAAGAAGAACAUCUUUACAGGAUGGCUAGAGAAUCGCUUCUGUCCCCGGAUCUUCCUCAGGUAGACUUUUUAGGUAGUGAAACCGUGAUUGAGGUAAACAAUCCUGCUAGGCCUCUUGACUUGGUUGCUAAUAAUAGCGUGGAUUUAUGUGACACCAUAAAUUCUAGUGAAGCUGUGCCAAUUAGAGUUGGAUUAGCUGCCACUAUGCCUCAUAGUCUCAACACUCAGAAUGCUUUAGUGACUGUCAUACUGCCAGCUGAGUCAACAGCAGUGCAUGAUCAUAUUCUUAAACACUUCGUUGUGUAUUCAAGUCUUGAAGACCAGGAUAGUAUCAUCAAAAUUUUCCAUGCUACAAACAGUUGUAUUCAACGAUGCCCAUCGGUUACUAGAGCACAGUGGGCAGUGCCCGCUAUUCUGUUCACUUUGAAAACGGAAGGAAACCUUUUCGCCGAGGAAAGGGCAUGUGUGUUCCUCUCCUUGCUGCUACAUAACUUCUCUGUGGUUUCCACAAUAAAGACUGGGAACACUCUGGAUGAUGAUUCUUGCUCCUGCUUGGAUUCUUUCUCAAAGCAUAUAUAUGGUGUUGUCGCUGAUAUUGAAGCUAAAGGUGUGCUCUGUGGAUUUUUGGAAGAACUCCUUAGUCUUCUUCAGGAGUUUCUUUCUGAGCAGAGGGUAUUAUCUUCUGUUAAUUCCUCAGAAACAUCUGAAUCUGAUUUAAGCUUCCCUGUCACCCCGAAUGGAUUUCUCUCCAGCAGAGUCGCUCUUACUGAUCAUUUGGUGGCUGGAAGUGCUAUUUUGGCGGCAAUAUGUACGGCGCUGGAUCGUGUUAGAUUUAUCCGUGAAGCUUCCUGUGAAAUCCUGUAUCAGCAGAGCCACGAGGAGAGCUCAAUGACACUGACCAUUCUUCACAUUUUUGCUUACAUUGCCGGAGAGAAGAUGAUUUCCACAAGUGGUGAUCAUGACAUAUCAAUUCCAGUGUUGAAAUGCAUUGUCAUGUUUCUAGAGAACAGACAUUUUGGUAAUGUGGAGGCAAAUGCGAAGUUGCACCCGGGCAAGAACAAGUGUCCAUUCUCAGACAUGUCUUCCUCGCUGGAGUCUGCAGCAUCCAUGCUCAUGAAAACGAUUCAGGAGUUUUCUCAGUCUAUUACUUUGCAUCAGAGCGUGACCGAGAAGACCGAGUAUAGGCCGGCACUCGAAGAUUUCCAGUGGGCAUUGGCCAGGAAUCGAACUAAUACGUUAUGCGACAUUCUGAUACUGGUGGAGCUUCUUGCUUGUUACACGGCAUGGGAUUGGACUAGAGCGAACAUUGUUGCACCGCUGCUUAAGAUCCUGGGAAUGCCAUUGCCAACGAAGUUUUCUUUUGCUAUCGUCAUUUUUCUUGGACAACUUAUCAGUAUUGGAGUGGAUCCUGGUGGCUACGAAAAUGAAGGAAUCUCGAACCUGAGAGAGAAACUGACAGCAUUUCUGCAGUGUAAGAGGACACUAGAAGCCGGUUUUGCAGUCCAGUUCGCAACCGUGCUCUCCCUCCUGAGGACGCUGCAGCUGGAUUUCUCAUUAGUCUUUCAAGGGAAAACCGCCAUGGCUCCUUCUUGCGUCGACCAACGCUUAUCUGCUCCAGCCAAUCUGAUUACCAAGUGGUUCACUCUGUUGAACGACGAACAACGAGGUUUCGCAAAUAGGUUUCUACAUAACCUCUGUGUUGUUAGCUGAUUCCUCGGUUCAAAAAAAAAAAAAAAAAAAAAUCAUCAAAAACAGUAAAAUUUUGGAUGUCUUUCACUUUUUGAUUAGUCAUCAUUGACUGGUUUUUUUUUAUUGGGGGGUUCGAGGAUGCAUAUAUAUAUCAAUGAAGGUUUCGAUUUUUCUACCAUUCCCGUAUAUAUUACUAAUCGUUAACUUCCUGUAUUUCUCUGUAUAUGUAAGAAUCUUUGUUAGUUCUUUUGACUUUUUAACUUGAUUAUGGAUUGAGGAAGUCAUGUGAACGAUCUAUGACUAUGCCUUUUAUCCUCAUUGUCUGACCAUACACGUCUAGAUAUUUGCCG